Prosopis cineraria is the source of this 2251-nucleotide messenger RNA. Its product is annotated as serine/threonine-protein kinase PBS1. Gene Ontology annotation, biological process: protein phosphorylation. Gene Ontology annotation, molecular function: ATP binding; protein kinase activity. The record is from RefSeq and is a predicted model, not a curated record. The coding region runs from base 597 to 1985 and encodes 462 amino acids. The transcript is spliced from 5 exons. NCBI's taxonomy places the organism in Eukaryota, Viridiplantae, Streptophyta, Magnoliopsida, Fabales, Fabaceae.
AAAAGGUUUUUCCGCUUCCUAUUUUGCAAGUGCAAUUUUGGGUCGAAAUCAGAACACUCAAGUCCCAACCCGGGGGGGGGGGGGGAGUGGGAGAGAGAGAGGAAGUGCGUGCGUGUCCGCGGUCUGAGUAUAAAUGUGUAGUAAGCAAUAAAAGACAUGCGAGACUCUUCACAGGGGAGCUGAUUCCCAGGCCCUUUUUCUUCAAAAUCUGAUAUUUACUCACCGUUAAUUUAAUAAUCGACAUCUCCCACACCAAAGCCUUGUUAUAUUUAUUGUCUAUUUUUCAUUUUCCGCUCCCUCUUUCUCUUGUAUAUCGUUAGUAUUGGCGUUUCUUGGACUUGGAGUCCUGCGUUUUUGUCUUUUGACAUCUUCGGCUUCUGCCCCAUGACCAGAUUCUGUUUCUCUUCAACCUGAUCGGAUAGGGGGGCACUACCCUCAUAUUUCGGAACCUGGAUGACAACUCUGCCACUUCGAUUUUCUUCAUAGUUGGAUUGGAGUUUGAACCCUUGAUUGGACAUAAUUUCCUGUACAUACUAAUAGCUACAGUUUUUCCCCCCGGGUUAUAGAUUUGUGAAGCUUUGCUUUGGUUCCGGAGAAUGGGCUGUUUUUCGUGUUUCGAUUCGAAGGAGGAUGAGCAGCUCAAUCCUCGGCAAGAAACCGAUGAUCGAACACAAGGCCACCCAGCUGCCUCCUCUCACAUUUCCAGAUUGCCGUCUGGAGCAGACAAGCUUCGCUCAAGAAGUAGUAAUGGAGGAUCCAAAAGGGAACUGCCUGCUCCUAAGGAUGGGCCUGGCGUCCAAAUUGCUGCCCAAACUUUCACUUUCCGUGAACUUGCAGCUGCCACUCAAAAUUUUAGGCCAGAGUCCUUUAUAGGGGAAGGUGGUUUUGGACGGGUGUAUAAAGGACGUUUGGAAAGCACGGGUCAGGUUGUUGCUGUUAAACAAUUAGAUAGAAAUGGUCUUCAGGGUAAUCGAGAAUUCCUAGUGGAGGUUCUCAUGCUUAGUCUUCUACAUCAUCCUAACCUUGUGAAUCUUAUUGGUUACUGUGCUGAUGGGGACCAACGUCUCCUUGUGUAUGAGUUUAUGCCGUUGGGAUCAUUGGAAGACCAUCUUCAUGAUCUUCCCCCUGAUAAGGAACCACUUGAUUGGAACACUAGGAUGAGAAUUGCAGCCGGUGCAGCGAAAGGAUUGGAAUACUUGCAUGACAAGGCAAAUCCUCCAGUUAUUUAUAGGGACUUCAAGUCAUCUAAUAUAUUAUUAGAUGAAGGAUUUCAUCCAAAGCUUUCUGACUUUGGUCUUGCGAAGCUUGGUCCGGUUGGUGAUAAGUCGCACGUUUCCACCAGAGUCAUGGGAACUUAUGGUUACUGUGCUCCUGAGUAUGCCAUGACUGGACAACUGACCGUGAAGUCUGACGUCUACAGUUUCGGGGUAGUCUUCUUGGAGUUGAUUACUGGUCGGAAAGCCAUCGACAGUACCCAGCCUCAUGGAGAACAGAACCUUGUUACAUGGGCACGUCCACUGUUCAAUGACCGCAGGAAGUUUUCAAAAUUGGCAGAUCCUCGGCUUCAGGGACGGUAUCCCAUGCGGGGUCUUUACCAGGCAUUAGCUGUGGCAUCAAUGUGCAUCCAAGAACAGGCUGCCACACGGCCACUGAUCGGAGAUGUGGUAACGGCUCUAUCCUAUCUGGCCAACCAGGCAUACGACCCUAAUGCAUCCGGGCAUGGUCACCGGGUUUUGGGUGACGAUAAAAGGAACAGAGAUGAAAGAGGUGGAAGGAUAUCCAGAAAUGAGGACAGUGGAGGAUCCGGACGCCGAUGGGACCUCGAAGGGUCCGAGAAAGAGGACUCGCCACGAGAAACUGCGAGGAUGUUAAACCGGGACCUAGAUAGAGAACGUGCAGUGGCAGAAGCCAAGAUGUGGGGAGAGAAUUGGAGAGAAAAAAGACGGCAAAAUGGGCAGGGCAAUUUUGAUGCUUCCAAUGCAUGAAAUGCUUUUAGGCACACAAUUUCUUUACCAUCACAAUCUUACAUGUUAGCUGCUUAAUUUACUCUGCUUCUCAGUUCUCACCGUGCGAGGUGGAAUUUUAUUGAGAGCUGAUUCUUUUAAGCUGCUCUACAUUAAUAAACCUAGCUACCGUUUUGUUGGAUGCUACUGCCUCUGCCUGGGUUCUACUGUGUUUAGAAUCUUUGUCCAGUGGCCAUUUCAUGCCAUGGCCUUAACAUAAUGAGAUUUGUUGACGCAAUCUUCUCGAA